Molecule: messenger RNA, 1350 nt
Organism: Pieris macdunnoughi
Lineage: Eukaryota; Metazoa; Arthropoda; Insecta; Lepidoptera; Pieridae
Source: the annotation of a GenBank genome assembly
AUGCCUGAAAAUAGAGGAAAAAAAUGCCCACCUAACAAACUUGCCCCUGAACAAUUGGAUAUGCUGAAAACACACAUACUUUCAUUUCAGGCCAUGGAAUCACAUUACUGCAGAAAGAACUCGGAAUACAAAUACCUCGAUGCUGGACUGAAUGUACAAAUAGCUGGUAUGGAAACAUAUCGAAAAGUUUUCAGAUCAUACAAACUGAGGUUUCAUGUGCCUAAAAAAGAUCUGUGCAAAAAAUGUGUAGCCUUCAAAGAUAUAAAAAGUAAUGUAACAAUCUCAGAAGAUGCCAAUAAUUCCAAACAUCUCAAGAGACGUGAUGAUGCCUUUCUGCGUAGAGACGCUGACAAAGCAGCGGCAAAUAAUUAUAAAAAUGUUUUGGCCUUCAACUUCGACCUUCAAGCUGUUCUCCACACACCUAAAGGUGCUGCUGUACCAUUCUUUUAUGUCCGUAAACUGCCAGUUUACAAUUUGACGUGCUACAGAUUUGGCGAUAAAGAUGUCGAUUGUUUUACUUGGGAUGAGACUGAAGGAAAACGUGGAAGUGUUGAAAUAGCGACAUGCAUAUACAAAUAUAUUUCAGACAAGCAAUCUAUAGAUUACAAUUAUAUUUUUAGGCAAGUUAUACCAAACAAAGAAAUAACUCUAGCUAUCACACCAAAUGGAUAUGCAGAUGGGAUAACAAAAGAUAAAACUGGUAUUGAAUGCUUUGUGAUGCCGUGGGAAGUACAAACUACUAUGUCACACUUCUUAGAUAUGCUUGAAAAUAAAAGAGAAAAUUAUAUACCCUACAUUCAGAGACAGAAUUCUAACUUAACUGAAGACUUCAAAGAAUUAUUGUCAGAUGUAGAACAUGAAAUAGAUUUUGCAAGUAAAGCAUUUAAUAAGAAGCCUGAUGCUGUCAAUUUUUGGAUGGGUGACUCAAGGGCUAUAACCUCAAUGCACAAAGACCCAUAUGAAAACAUAUACUGUGUUAUUGAUGGGUACAAAGACUUCAUAUUAAUUCCGCCCACUGACUUGUCUUACGUCCCUUAUAAGAAGUAUAAACAGGCGAUGUUCAAAUAUAAUGAAGGAUGGGAUAUCGAAAUGAUAGAUAGUGUUGAACUACCUUGGAUUUGUAUAGAUCCUCUAAAGCCGGACUUCCUGAACUACCCUCAAUUUUCAAAAGCGCAUAGAUACACAAUUCGCGUAAAUAAAGGGGAUUGUCUGUAUCUGCCUAGUCUAUGGUUCCACCAUGUUUCGCAGAGUCACGGAUGCGUCGCUGUCAAUUAUUGGUAUGACAUGGAGUUUGACAUUAAAUAUUGUUAUUUCAAAAUGCUUGAGAAAUUGUGCGAGAGUCAAACUUAA